CGCUCGGUUGCUUGUGUUUAACAUCAUUUUGAAUCAGUGUAGUUGUUGCACUCAAGUGAACGUUGUCGCACAGCCGGGAGAGAGCUGCAGCUUUCCCCUUCUCAAAUGACUUGUGGAAACUUUCUGUGAAAAACUCCAGACUUGACCAGUGUACAAUCCACUGACAGAGGCACAGAACGAUGAGUUUCAAGUUUAAAAAAUUAACGGCUCUGGCAGUUUUCGUUCUAGCGGCAGGGUUGCUGUAUUUAUCGUGGAAUGGCGUUGAGAAGUUUCAGAUCGCUCCAGAACACGUGCAACCAGGAAAAGGACAUAAGGACCAAUUACAACUCAACCUAAAACAUGUGAAGACAGAAAGCGAAAUCCUGAAUAAUGCCAACUUUAAAGAUUCAAAUCGUCAUGCUUCAGGAAAGUUCUCAAAGUUAUUCCUGAUUGACAAACAGCAUGUCUAUGGACUUAAUGAAGCAGUCAAUGUCAAGAUAGUGUUAAAGGAUCGCAAAAAUAGACCAAAAGCUCGAGGAGGAGAUAUGCUGGCUGUGUGGAUGAAAGACAGAAGCAGAAGCGCUUCUUCCGCUGGAUAUGUUAUUGACCACGACAAUGGGACAUAUACGGGUGUUCUGCGCACCAUGUGGACUGGGCGAGCUGUGAUAUAUGUGGCAAUAUUGUCAUCCAGAGAAAGGAUGGCUUUUAUAUAUAACACAUUUAGAACCGGAUUUUUUGGAAAGCAUAUUUAUUGCUUGUUUGAUGCAGGAAACCAAACAGAGACUACUGAGGGGUAUUUGGAUGAACGGUUUCACAAAAAGGCGCCCAUUUGUAAUUUGACUGCUGAAAAUUGGGGUGUUCCGUUUUAUUGUAGCAAACCUGAAAAACUUGGAUUUGAGUGUCACCAUUGGACUAGAGUUAACACAGUUCAUUUUGUGCCAGUACCUACGGAGGUUGAUACAAGUUGGUAUAGAUCAUGUGCCUUUGAGAAAUUGCAGGAUUGGACCUAUAUACGUAUUUCGUCUGUGAAAGCUAGGGCAGUGUCUUCAUCAACUCCAUGUGGAAAGACACAGUUUCGUGACAGCUGGGUGACACCUUCCCCCGUUGGCUUCUACUACAACUCAACAUGGAGACAACGUGGGUGUUUCAACAUUAUAUCAAAAAUGACUAUAACCAAUGCUUGACCAACAGGUCACUGAGAAUGUUUGGCGACUCGACUGUCAGACAGUUUUUUACAGUCUUGUGCAAAACUCUGAAUCUUAAAAUGAGAACAGGACCCUGGUUUCUUGGACAGAAAUUAACCUCACACAAACAGUACUACUACAUGGAGGCCCAUGAAGAAAGGCACAACUAUACUGUUGCUUGGAUUCCCCAUGGUCUCCCGAUGUCCUAUUUCAAUGCCAAUAGGACUGCGAGUAGACCGGUAUUUGUCCGUUUAGAUGAAAUACCUUCAGGGUCAAGAGACAUCAUCGUCAUCAAUCUAUACGCUCAUUUCAACCUGUUUCCUGUGCACAUGUUUAGGGAUCAAAUGAAACGCACGCGGAUUUCAAUACAGAAACUAUUGAUACGAUCUCCUGAUAUUAAAAUAGCUAUUAAAGGACCCCACAAUUACAUACAUCCCGUAAGCAAUCAUACUCUUGGUGGGUUGUGGGGACCUAUAUACCAAAACAUCAUCAAACAGGAGUUUGUUACUUUGUAUGACCGGGUGUUUUAUCUCGAUGUCUGGGACAUGACAAUUGCUGUUGAGAGUUCUAAUGUUCAUCCGAAUGAACAUGUUGUGAAUACGAUGAUUCGCACAUUUCUUGGAUAUCUCUGUGUUGAAUAAAGAACUGAUACCACAGACAGAACAGUCUACCCAUGUUAUCUAUUUCUUGGAUAUCUCUGUGUCGAAUAAAGAACAUAUACCACAGACAGAACGGUCAAUCAUCCAUGUCAUCUAUUUCUUGGAUAGUUCUGUGUCGAAUAAAGAACAUAUACCACAGACAGAACAGUCUACCCAUGUCAACUAUUUCUUUGAUAGUUAUGUGUCGCAUAAAGAACAUAUACCACAGACAGAACAGUCUACCCAUGUCAACUAUUUCUUUGAUAUCUCUGUGUCGAAUAAAGAACAUAUACCACAGACA
This is a messenger RNA of Haliotis rubra (blacklip abalone), 2102 nucleotides long. RefSeq names its product NXPE family member 3-like. Lineage: Eukaryota; Metazoa; Mollusca; Gastropoda; Lepetellida; Haliotidae. The coding region runs from base 180 to 1163 and encodes 327 amino acids. The transcript is spliced from 5 exons. The record is from RefSeq and is a predicted model, not a curated record.